This is a messenger RNA of Ipomoea nil (Japanese morning glory), 1194 nucleotides long. RefSeq lists its product as uncharacterized. Bases 1 to 1194 code for a protein of 397 amino acids. The transcript is spliced from 2 exons. The record is from RefSeq and is a predicted model, not a curated record. NCBI's taxonomy places the organism in Eukaryota, Viridiplantae, Streptophyta, Magnoliopsida, Solanales, Convolvulaceae.
AUGGUGUUCCGGGCUGUGUCUAAUGUUUGGUAUUCAGUGAUAGUAAAUGGAGUCACUGAAGGCUUCUUUACAUCUACGCGGGGACUCAGGCACGGGGAACCACUGUCCCCGACUUUGUUUGUGAUUACAGCUGAAGUCCUGUCCGUUUACCUUGCUUGGGUGUAUGAUGGCACUACGGUGCCCCGGUUUACACAGCCGCCAGGGACACCACAUAUACAUCACCUGGCCUAUGCAGAUUAUGUAAUUAUUUUUAGCACGGCCAGGUUGGGAGCAAUUCAAGAGGUAAUUAAUGCUUUGAAUGAGUACGAGGAGAUAUCGGGACAGUUUGUGAGCUUUCAGAAGAGUGUUUUUUACAUGCACCCUCGUACUCCAGCUCGUGAGAUUGAUGAGAUUCGCAGGGUAACAGCCUGCGCACCGCCUAAGCAGGUCAUACGGGACUUGGAAAGAUGCUAUGCUAGCUUCUUCUGGAAACAGUCAGGCGGCGCCCAGUAUCAUUGGAGUUCAUGGAAAAAUCUGUCUCGUCCUAAAAAGGAGGGGGGAGUGGAGUUCUUAGACAUGGAUUUGAUGGUAAGGGCGGCCAAUGCCAAAUUGUGGUGGAAUUUCCGGACAGAACACACGCUUUGGUCAGAUUUUAUGAGGGCUAAAUACUGCAGCCGGGUUCACCUGGUUGCUAAGUUAGUCCGGACUACUGAUUUGCACACCUGGAAGCGGAUGUUGACAGUACGUGAUGACGUUGAGAGGGUUCUGACUUGGCGGUUGUUCCAAGGCCGGGUUAAUUUCUGGUGGGAUAAUUGGUCAGGUCUGGGCCCGCUCGGCGGACUUUACCCGCACCAGGGGGUUUCCUACUCCCGGGAGUUACUCCUGGACUAUGUGCGGGAUGGUGGGCUCGAUCUGGCUGGCCAUGAUGACUUGGCUUAUGCAGGGAUUAAUGCGGACUUGUCCCGAAUGGGACGGGGUCCGCGUGAUAUCCCGCUCUGGACCGUGGCGUCCGAUGGUAUGUUUUCUUAUUCCUCUGCUAAGGCCUUUCUCAGGCCUGCUCUGCCCACUGUACCAGACCCUAUCUUAGCUAAGUGUUGGCACAAGCACCUCCCUUUUAAGGUGUCCUUCCUGGCUUGGAGAGUGUUCCGACAGCGGCUUCCCACAGACGACAUUUUGGCUCGUUUCGGUCAUGUGAUUGUUUCGAGAUGCUGGUGA